Ananas comosus (pineapple) is the source of this 708-nucleotide messenger RNA. Its product is annotated as pathogenesis-related protein PRB1-2-like. The transcript has a single exon. NCBI's taxonomy places the organism in Eukaryota, Viridiplantae, Streptophyta, Magnoliopsida, Poales, Bromeliaceae. Gene Ontology annotation, cellular component: extracellular region. Bases 19 to 528 code for a protein of 169 amino acids. The record is from RefSeq and is a predicted model, not a curated record.
GAAAUCAUAUUUACAACAAUGGCUUUAGUUUCAUACUCUUUAGUUCUACUUCUCGUCUCCGCCGCGGCGAUGUUCGCGACCGGGUUCGCGCAGUACUCGCCCCAGGACUUCCUGAAACCACACAACGCCGCCCGCGCCAGCGUCGGCGUCGGCCCCUUGCGCUGGGACAACAAACUGGCGGCGUACGCGCAAAACUAUGCCAAUCGAAGGCGCGGAGACUGCAAGCUCAUCCAUUCGGGCGGGCCCUACGGUGAGAACCUCUUCUGGGGCUCGGGGAAAAAAUGGUCGGCCGCCAACGCAGUGGCGUCGUGGGUGGCGGAGAAGCGAUACUUCAACUACCGCAGCAACAAGUGCGCGCCGCCCGGGAAAGUUUGCGGGCACUACACGCAGGUGGUGUGGGCUAAGUCGGUGAGAGUCGGCUGCGCCGCCGUCACGUGCGACGACGGCGCUACGUUCAUCAUAUGCAGCUACGACCCGCGGGGAAACGUCCAGGGACAACGACCCUAUGAUGAUUUAGAUAUGGCAUGAAAUAAAUUAAACUACGUUAGUUAGCAUUCAAUAUUAACCGUAGUAAUUAAGUCAUGUUCUCAAAGACGCUUGAGCCUUCAUAGUUUAGUAUAAUAGAGCUCCCUUCGCAUGAGUUAAACUUAGUUAUGGUAGUUAUAUCCCAGCAUCAUAUGGAUGUGUAAUAAAAUGAGUUUGCACAAG